This is a messenger RNA of Camelus dromedarius (Arabian camel), 15908 nucleotides long. RefSeq names its product intersectin 1 (gene ITSN1). Gene Ontology annotation, molecular function: calcium ion binding; guanyl-nucleotide exchange factor activity; protein binding. Gene Ontology annotation, cellular component: cytoplasm; plasma membrane; intracellular vesicle. The record is from RefSeq and is a predicted model, not a curated record. The transcript is spliced from 39 exons. Gene Ontology annotation, biological process: intracellular signal transduction; positive regulation of Rho protein signal transduction; clathrin-dependent synaptic vesicle endocytosis. Bases 302 to 5452 code for a protein of 1716 amino acids. NCBI's taxonomy places the organism in Eukaryota, Metazoa, Chordata, Mammalia, Artiodactyla, Camelidae.
GAGAUGAGGAGAGAGGCGGGAGCGAGGGAGCGAGGGAGGGAGCGAAGGAGGUAAAGAAGAGCGGAGGAGAGGGGAGGGAGCGCAGCUUGGUUGCUCCGUAGUACGGCGGCUCGCGAGGGAGAAUCCCGAGCGGGCUCCGGGACGCACGGAGAGGCGGGCGGGCGGGCGGGGAUGGUGUGCAGGGCUGCGGCUCCUGCGUCCCUUCCCUCGUCGAUUGAGCUGCACUGAUUUGUGCCUGGGGCGGCAGCGCGGACCCGCCUGGAGAUGAGGCGUCGAUUAGCAAGGUGAAAGUAACAGAACCAUGGCUCAGUUUCCAACACCUUUUGGUGGCAGCCUGGAUAUUUGGGCCAUAACUGUAGAGGAAAGAGCGAAGCAUGACCAACAGUUCCAUAGUUUAAAGCCAAUAUCUGGAUUUAUUACUGGUGAUCAAGCUAGAAACUUUUUUUUUCAAUCUGGAUUACCUCAACCUGUUUUAGCACAGAUAUGGGCGCUAGCUGAUAUGAACAAUGAUGGGAGGAUGGAUCAAGUGGAGUUCUCCAUAGCUAUGAAACUCAUCAAACUGAAGCUGCAAGGCUAUCAGCUCCCCAGUACGCUUCCCCCUGUCAUGAAACAGCAACCAGUUGCUAUUUCUAGUGCACCAGCGUUUGGUAUGGGCGGUAUCCCCAGCAUGCCCCCGCUGACCGCUGUUGCUCCAGUGCCAAUGGGCUCCAUUCCAGUUGUCGGAAUGUCUCCACCCCUUGUAUCGUCUGUCCCUGCGGCAGCAGUGCCCCCCCUGGCUAAUGGGGCACCCCCGGUCAUACAGCCUCUGCCUGCGUUUGCUCAUCCUGCCGCCACAUUGCCAAAGAGUUCUUCCUUUAGUAGAUCUGGUCCAGGGUCACAGUUAAACACUAAGUUACAGAAGGCACAGUCAUUUGAUGUGGCUAGCAUCCCUCCAGCCGCAGAGUGGGCCGUUCCCCAGUCUUCCAGACUGAAAUACAGACAGUUAUUCAAUAGUCAUGACAAAUCCAUGAGUGGACACUUAACAGGUCCUCAAGCAAGAACUAUUCUUAUGCAGUCAAGUUUACCACAGGCUCAGCUGGCUUCAAUAUGGAAUCUUUCUGACAUUGAUCAAGAUGGAAAACUCACAGCAGAAGAGUUUAUCCUGGCUAUGCACCUAAUUGAUGUAGCCAUGUCUGGCCAACCACUGCCACCGGUCCUGCCUCCAGAAUACAUUCCACCCUCCUUUAGAAGAGUUCGAUCUGGCAGUGGGAUAUCUGUCAUAAGCUCAACAUCGGUAGAUCAGAGGUUACCGGAGGAACCAGUUUUAGAAGACGAACAGCAACAACUAGAAAAGAAACUACCUGUCACGUUUGAGGAUAAGAAGCGUGAGAACUUCGAGCGCGGCAAUCUGGAACUGGAGAAGCGGAGACAAGCGCUCUUGGAGCAGCAGCGCAAAGAGCAGGAGCGCCUGGCCCAGCUGGAGCGGGCGGAGCAGGAGCGGAAGGAGCGGGAGCGCCAGGAGCAAGAGCGCAAAAGACAACUGGAGCUGGAGAAGCAACUGGAAAAGCAGCGGGAACUAGAACGGCAGAGGGAGGAGGAGCGGAGGAAAGAAAUCGAGAGACGAGAGGCUGCAAAACGGGAGCUUGAAAGGCAACGACAACUUGAAUGGGAACGGAACCGGAGACAAGAACUAUUAAAUCAAAGAAACAAAGAACAAGAGGACAUAGUUGUGCUAAAAGCAAAGAAGAAGACUUUGGAAUUUGAAUUAGAAGCUCUAAAUGAUAAAAAGCAUCAACUAGAAGGAAAACUUCAGGAUAUCAGAUGUCGAUUGACGACCCAGAGGCAAGAGAUUGAGAGCACGAACAAAUCUAGAGAGUUGAGAAUUGCUGAAAUCACCCAUCUACAGCAACAAUUACAGGAGUCUCAACAAAUGCUUGGAAGACUUAUCCCAGAAAAACAGAUACUCAAUGACCAAUUAAAACAAGUUCAGCAGAACAGUUUGCACAGGGAUUCACUUCUCACACUGAAAAGAGCCUUAGAAGCAAAAGAACUAGCUCGGCAGCAGCUCCGAGACCAACUGGAUGAAGUGGAGAAAGAAACUAGGUCAAAACUACAGGAGAUUGAUAUUUUCAACAAUCAGCUGAAGGAAUUAAGGGAAAUCCAUAAUAAGCAGCAACUCCAGAAACAGAAGUCCAUAGAAGCUGAACGACUGAAACAGAAAGAACAAGAACGAAAGAUCCUAGAAUUAGAAAAACAAAAAGAAGAAGCCCAAAGACGAGCUCAGGAAAGGGACCAACAGUGGCUUGAGCACGUUCAACAAGAUGAUGAGCAUCCGCGGCCGAGAAAACCCCACGAGGAGGAAAAACUCAAAAGGGAAGAGAGUGUCAAAAAGAAGGACAGUGAGGAAAAGGGCAAACAGGAAAUGCAGGACAAGCUGAGUCGGCUCUUCCAUCCACAUCCAGAACCAGCUAAGCCCGCUGUCCAAGCACCCUGGUCCACCGCAGAAAAAGCCCCACUUACAAUUUCUGCACAGGAGAAUGUAAAAGUGGUGUAUUACCGAGCACUGUAUCCCUUCGAGUCCAGAAGUCAUGACGAAAUCACGAUCCAGCCAGGAGAUAUAGUCAUGGUGGAUGAGAGCCAAACUGGAGAACCGGGGUGGCUUGGAGGAGAAUUAAAGGGCAAGACAGGGUGGUUCCCUGCAAACUACGCAGAGAAGAUCCCAGAAAACGAGGUUCCUGCUCCAGUCAAAGCAGUGACUGAUGCCACCUCCACCCCUGCGCCCAAACUGGCUGUGCGUGAGGCCCCCGCCUCUUCGGCCGUGACGUCCGCGGAGCCCUCCACGACCCCCAACAACUGGGCCGACUUCAGCUCCACGUGGCCCACCAGCACGAGCGAGAAACCAGAGACUGAUCACUGGGAUGCGUGGGCAGCCCAGCCCUCCCUCACUGUUCCAAGUGCCGGGCAGUUAAGGCAGAGAUCGGCCUUUACUCCAGCCACGGCCACGGGCUCCUCUCCAUCUCCCAUCUUAGGCCAGGGUGAAAAGGUGGAGGGGCUACAGGCGCAAGCUUUGUAUCCUUGGAGAGCCAAAAAAGACAACCAUUUAAAUUUUAACAAAAAUGAUGUCAUCACCGUCCUGGAGCAGCAAGACAUGUGGUGGUUUGGAGAAGUUCAAGGCCAGAAGGGUUGGUUCCCCAAGUCCUAUGUGAAACUCAUUUCGGGGCCCAUAAGGAAAUCUACAAGCAUGGACUCUGGUUCCUCAGAAAGUCCUGCUAGUCUCAAGAGAGUGGCUUCCCCAGCAGCCAAGCCGGCCGUGUCGGGAGAAGAAUUUAUUGCCAUGUACACUUACGAGAGUUCUGAGCAAGGCGAUUUAACCUUUCAGCAAGGGGAUGUGAUUUUGGUUACCAAGAAAGAUGGUGACUGGUGGACAGGAACAGUGGGCGACAAGUCCGGAGUCUUCCCUUCUAACUAUGUGAGGCUUAAAGAUUCAGAGGGCUCUGGAACUGCUGGGAAAACAGGGAGUUUAGGAAAAAAACCUGAAAUCGCCCAGGUGAUUGCCUCCUACACCGCCACUGGUCCCGAGCAGCUCACCCUGGCCCCUGGCCAGCUGAUUUUGAUCCGAAAAAAGAACCCAGGUGGAUGGUGGGAAGGAGAGCUGCAAGCACGUGGGAAAAAGCGCCAGAUAGGCUGGUUCCCUGCUAAUUAUGUCAAACUUUUAAGCCCGGGGACAAGCAAAAUCACUCCAACAGAGCCAGCUAAGCCGACAGCAUUCCCGGCAGUGUGCCAGGUGAUCGGGAUGUACGACUACACCGCGCAGAACGACGACGAGCUGGCCUUCAACAAGGGCCAGAUCAUCAACGUCCUCAACAAGGAGGACCCCGACUGGUGGAAGGGAGAAGUCCACGGCCAGGUGGGGCUCUUCCCGUCCAACUACGUGAAGCUGACCACCGACACGGACCCCAGCCAGCAAUGGUGUUCAGACUUACAUCUCCUGGAUAUGUUGACCCCAACUGAGAGGAAGCGACAGGGAUACAUCCACGAGCUCAUUGUCACGGAGGAGAACUACGUGAAUGACCUGCAGCUGGUCACAGAGAUCUUUCAGAAACCCCUGAUGGAGUCUGAGCUGCUGACAGAAAAAGAGGGUGCUAUGAUUUUUGUUAACUGGAAGGAGCUGAUUAUGUGUAAUAUCAAACUACUGAAAGCGCUGAGAGUGCGCAAGAAGAUGUCCGGGGAGAGGAUGCCGGUGAAGAUGAUCGGGGACAUCCUGACAGCGCAGCUGCCGCACAUGCAGCCCUACAUCCGCUUCUGCAGCUGCCAGCUCAACGGGGCUGCCCUGAUCCAGCAGAAGACAGACGAGGCCCCGGACUUCAAGGAGUUUGUCAAAAGACUGGCCAUGGACCCUCGCUGUAAGGGGAUGCCACUCUCUAGUUUUAUACUGAAGCCUAUGCAACGGGUAACAAGAUACCCACUGAUCAUUAAAAAUAUCCUGGAAAACACUCCCGAAAACCACCCGGACCACAGCCACUUGAAGCACGCCCUGGAGAAGGCGGAGGAGCUGUGCUCCCAGGUGAACGAAGGGGUGCGGGAGAAGGAGAACUCGGACCGGCUGGAGUGGAUCCAGGCCCACGUGCAGUGUGAAGGCUUGUCUGAGCAACUUGUGUUCAAUUCAGUGACCAACUGCUUGGGGCCACGCAAGUUUCUGCACAGCGGGAAGCUCUAUAAGGCCAAGAGCAACAAGGAGCUGUACGGCUUCCUCUUCAACGACUUCCUCCUGCUGACCCAAAUCAUAAAGCCCCUGGGCUCUUCCGGCACCGACAAAGUCUUCAGCCCCAAAUCAAACCUGCAGUAUAAAAUGUACAAAACACCUAUUUUCCUGAAUGAAGUUCUAGUAAAGUUACCUACUGACCCUUCAGGGGACGAACCCAUCUUCCACAUUUCCCACAUCGACCGAGUCUACACCCUCCGAGCAGAAAGCAUAAACGAAAGGACUGCCUGGGUGCAGAAAAUCAAAGCGGCUUCUGAGCUCUACAUAGAGACGGAGAAGAAGAAGCGGGAGAAGGCGUAUCUGGUCCGUUCCCAGAGGGCCACAGGCAUUGGAAGGUUGAUGGUGAACGUAGUGGAAGGCAUUGAGCUGAAACCCUGUCGGUCACAUGGAAAGAGUAACCCGUACUGCGAGGUGACAAUGGGCUCCCAGUGUCACAUCACCAAGACGAUCCAGGACACUCUGAAUCCCAAAUGGAAUUCCAACUGCCAGUUCUUCAUCAAAGACCUGGAACAGGAGGUGCUCUGCAUCACUGUGUUUGAGAGGGACCAGUUCUCGCCAGAUGAUUUUUUGGGUCGGACGGAGAUCCGUGUGGCUGACAUCAAGAAGGACCAGGGUUCCAAGGGUCCAGUCACAAAGUGUCUCCUGCUGCACGAAGUUCCCACAGGAGAGAUUGUGGUCCGCCUGGACCUGCAGUUGUUUGAUGAGCCGUAGGGAGCCGGCCAGGGCCUGCUAGCAGAGCUCCAGCCCGAGGCAACGGAUGCUGUCCAGAAAUGAGGACCACCGUUUGGUGUUCGGCCACAGGGCAGCAGGAAAGCAAAGAGAGGCCUCUCAAAGCUUCCGGGAAUCCUUCUUGACAAUCCUUCCCCCAAACAAUUUCCCAUUUUAUGAAACAAAACUGUGUUUCCCUUUGUCCUCACUGCAGGUCUCAUCGUGGCUUCUAGGGUCUUUGAAACCCCAUAGCCCCUGGCUCUGUUUGGUUGGGAGUCUGGUCCGUCCCUGGGCCUGAGGCUUGGGUCUGGUUAAUGUAAAACAGAUUUAUAAAUGCAAUGUCUGUAUUUUUGGAGAACUCAUGUAACCCUCCUAUUUCUUACCUCCACCAGCCCCCAAGGAGGCCCCCUGACCUAUGACGCCCAGUCCCUGGUGUGUUUAGAAAUAACAUGAUGGUCUUGUCAUUGUUUCAGGAUCUUGUUCCCCACGCUGGGACCUUAUUUGAAAUGCUGCCCUGGGUCUGAUCACUCGGGCAAGUGGUCUCCUGAUCUCUGAUCUAGGUCUAGCUCUUGGAAGAGCUGGUCCGUGGAAGAUUCUAGCAGGUGUGUUGGUAGAGCUUUUCCAGUCUCCUCCAGGUCUUUUAUUGAUAGAUGCUGAUGAAAACUGUCAGUAUCAGGUGAUCUGAUCGUGAGCGCCAGCGUGCUUGGAAGAGGGCUGAGGAAGGCUGUUACCUACAGAGUUCCACUCUGCUGGAUUAGAUCACUGCAGGUCACCUGAAAGGCUACUUUACGACGUUGUUGGGUCCUGGUUGCCAGCCCAGUUGGAAAGCUCUCUUUUGGCUUGGAGGUCCUGUGAUGUUUUAUGACAAGAGUAGUUGCCGGUGGCCAGCUCUGAGCCUGUUCUUGCUUGAAUGAGCUGGAUCCUGAUUGCCGUGGGAAAUCUCAGCAGAUAUCCUUGGUAUGUUCCCCCUGAAAGCAUCCCCAAGGUGUGAGAAGGAAAAGUGACAAUCUGUGGAGGAAAUCUAUUAGAUGGUGGGGGACAGACCCUAGGAGCACGCACGCCCCUCAACUCCAGGGAAGAAGACCCGAGACUUUCCCAGACUCCACCAUACACAACCAGCCUCUCAGAAAUGGAAAAAUCUGCGUGCUUGUUGCCAUAGUCAGGAGUGUAUGACCGCGUGCUAAGCUGUUUGGUUUGAGUUCUUUGAGUUUUUCUCCUUCAAUGCCAGGAGAUAGGCUGGCUAAGUAGAUAAGAACUUGACUUAGGGUCAUGAAAAGUGUGGGUGGUAUUUUGUUCGCAUGUUAAUGUUCUCACAAUCCCUGUUUGUCUUUUUCAUGAAAUGUUCUUUGCAUGUUCUCUUGGUACUGGAAUCUAGCUUUCCUGUGUUAGACAGUGUUCUCUCUGAUUGUAGGUCCUUAGAAUUUAGUUAGGGUUGUAGAGACACUUUCUAAAGACAGCAUCAACAUAGGGGCAGGGUGAACUACCCACCGUGCUGGGAACUGAAUGUGUGGCAUCAUACUUUCCCAUGAGACCCUGUCAUUGUUCAAGUGAUUUUUUUAAAUGUGUGUGUCGGAAAGGGCCACAAAGUUUACAUUUCAUACUUUUAAGAAACACUUUAUUAUUUAUUUAUUAAAGAUAGUGUAGAAUUUUAUAUCAAGAACAACAGACAUAGGUAUUUUUUGAAACAAGCAGAUAUACCCUUUAGUUAGAAACUCUCAACUGAAGACACUGGAGACCAAGUUCAACUCCAAGCAUGCAUUUGUUCCCCACCUCCCAGCAGAAAACAUGGUUAAAAUACUUUAAGUUUAUAUUUUUUUGGAUGUUGUUAAGAAACUGUUUAAAAUUAAAUCUACAAAUAGACCCACAAAUCAUGCUUUCCUAUUUCUAUACCCAGUGCAGUUUGAUCAGUGUAUUUAUGAAGGACAUGUUACUAUGGUAGAUAAAGAAGGAUUACCUGUGUAAAUUGGGUCGUAUUGGGUCACCAUCCCAGUCCCUGUCUUUCGGUCCUCUCUUUUUUUCAUCGACUUUGUUUGCAUGUGAAUAUUGGGCAUCACCGUUCAUUUGGUUGGAUGUCAUGUGCUCAAUGACAUCCAAGUAUCUGUAGCCUUUCUAGGUCCACCAAGUCACCUACUCGCAGAGUCCCGUUAUUGGAAGUAAUGUAGCAUGAAAAAGCAAUAUGUGCGUCUUUUUCACCAAGUGACUAUACUGAGCAUCUCUUAGAUGCUCCUCCAGGGUGGCGAUUCUGGAUUACUGUCCUUGUCCUCACUGGGGUCAUUUGUUACAUGCCCAAUUGAACUUACGGAUGAGUUAGGCUGGCCCUGGGGUCCAGCUGUGACUCCUGAGUCUUGUGUGAGAUACAGGAAUGUGGGUGAUGCCUGGAGUCUAAAAUUUUUUGACCUCUAGUCCUUCACUUCUACCUUUUUGGCUGCCUGGGGAGUAUUUCAUAGAGAUGAAAUGUCCCUUGCCAAUAAGCAAUCUGUGUCCUAGUUCUUUGCUUUCAAAACCAGGGUUUCUCCAGGCUGCUGCAUCCUGGUGUUCUGAGUCCAGCCCUCCAGACAUCCCUGUGAGCUUCCUUCUUCUCUGAGCCACACUGACCUCCUCUAAGCCCAACAAGGGGGCCUUUCUGCUCACAAGACUGUGCCCUGAGGACAGAAGCCCUUGAGCUGGGGCUCCUUUGUAGACCAGCUCUUCUGAAGGAACAAUCUGUACCCCCAGCCCCCUGGGGCAGGGUCUUUCUGGCAGGCAGCAUCCUCUCCUGGAACCAGGUCUGUUGUGACCAUGAGAGCCUGAAGAUGUGGCUUAUUCAGAUCCAGGGCUGGCCUGACACAGGGAGACAGACCCUUCUAGGCUGGGGUCUCCAAGGAUGCUCAAGAAACUGGGGCCAGGCUUCGUGGGUUGACUGUUUGGAUUACACGCCCUGACCUCUGAAGGCAGAGGAGAGAGCUAUGUUCCCAAAGAACAUUCAUAUUAAAGGGGGCCUUUUUUUUCUUCUUUGCUUUUUGAACAAUCUAAGCAUGACCUAAGUCAAUGAAAGUGACGGAUUUCAUCUAGUUGAGUAGCACUGAAUUAAACUGGAAAAAAAAAUCCCAUCAGAAAAUGGGAAGUUGACUGCUUGCAUUGUCUUGGUGACCUGGUACCCCAAAGUCCUGUCUGUUCAGGAGUUGCCUGGUGCAAACAUACAGCCACUGACCAUACAGAGCGGGGGUGUUCGAGAAUCUUGUGGGGCUGGAUAACAAAGCGGAAGUGGAGGAAGGGCUUCUGAUUUUACUUGAAAGGAGAUCUUGGGGUCUAUUUGAGAGUUUGCCAGUACUUGGUAUGAGCAGACAAAAAGCCUUCUCUAUCUCUACUCCACAUCGUUCUUUUCCUAGUUGGUUGGGUCUUUUUGAUUCUCAAGAAGAAUUUUCGUUUUGUGUAUGUAACGAUUUUAAGAAUUUCCACUGGGAACAGCAAGAAGGUUUUCAUUUUAUUUCAAUUCCUUUUCUUCUCCAUUUAUUUUUUGGGGCUGGAGGUGAGCGUCACAGUGGACACUAGCACUUUGAAAUGGACACCUGCAGACUUACGGGCAGCAGGGUCAUUUCAGACUUAGAGUCAUUUCAGUGUGAGGUUAGUGGAGGCUCUGCUUUCUCCAGAUACACUCGCUUUACAAGUUUAGAGCCUCCUCAAUGCCCUAAAGUGAGGCGAUGACAACAGACGAGGCUGGAGAUUCUUCUUUGGCUUUGAAGGUUAAGACUUUAGUUCCUACCAGGCGGAAGCAUAAUCAGUAGCACCAGAAACUGGUGACUGACACGAUGAGGCCCUCAGACGCUGUGGUCUGAGCCACCCUAAGAGGUAUUUGGUAAACUGAUACCUCCUUCACUUUGCACCCAGGGGUGCUGAGUGCUGAAAUGCCUGUGGGGACUUCUCCCAAUUGCAGGGAACAGCUCAGAUCAGCUGCCAAGACUCCCCUGGGGGCCCUGAGCUGUGUUUUAUAGGGGCUGCUUAGUAUUGUGUCAAUAUACUUGGGAUGUUUACUGUACUGCGAAUGCAGCCGUUCAUUUGAGUUAGAGGAAAGGAAUGUUCUAGAAUGUUCUAGAACUCCCGUUUCCUCACCCUGCAUUGUGUCAGAUCCAGGAUAUGUUUGGAGGUCAUUGGGCUCACCUAAGGUACAUAACCUGCUUACCUUCAGGAGCCAAGAAUCUGCUCCUGACAAGCAUGGAAAACAUUUCACAGGAAAAGACAGAAAACGCUAUCUUGGGAGCAUUAAAACCCAGAUGCCAACCUGCUGGAAAGUCUUAUCCCUGGGUUGUGAUCUCUCAGUAACAUAGUAAUGUUGACUGUGCAUCGUUCAUUCAGGGAGUCCCUAUCCUGGGCCAGACCACUAUCCCAGGGGCUGGGAGGUGGUGAGGAGGGACCUGCUUUUGUGGCUUUCACAGCCUAAUUGUAGAUCUAAUUUUGAGUCAUUUGAGUAACACCCAGUGCUUGUAAAAAUUCAUCUCCACCGCUGCAUAAUUAUUUCAGUGACACGCGGAUCCAAUCAGUUCCUCCGCUGAAAGGAACUCUCUUUAAUCUGACCUCGGGGAACCAGACAACACCCACAUAAUCAUUUUUUCAGCUAUGUGUGGUUGCCCUAUUUAAGGGGUAGGUUCGCCCUUACUGUAAGUCAAGGUGUUUUGUGAGUUGUUUUUAAUAGGCUUUUGCUCUACUUUCUAUACCAGCCUAUAUUGUUAAAAUCUGAAUAGUGUGAAUAUUUUAGGAUUCAAAGCGCACCAAGUAAACCUGUUCAGAAGUGGGCUUACAUGGUCAGCCUUGAAAAAAAUUGAGCGUUUCUCUGAUAUUUACUGAGAAUUAUCAGUAACCAGGGUUACUUUUAAUGCAGUGGAAAGAAUGCAUAUUUUUCUUCUUCUAGGAACUCUGGUUUUGUACUUUUUCAUUUAGAAGAAUAACAUUUCUGUGCGUCUGUGUUUCUAAAACUAUGUUCCUUUGCAUUUUUCCUAUUAUACUCAAACCCCUUAUUUCCUCCUGGUUUCUCUGUCUAAACAGAAUGAGGGCCUGGGGCAAAGAGGGCGUUGCAGGAAGCAGAGAAAGCGGGGUGGCGGCUUUGCAGCUGCCGUUCUACCCACUGUGGCCGCUAGGGGGCGAUCUCCCCCUGGAAACUGGCCUGUCCCUCCGGCGGAUCCCAGGGAGCUGGCUCCACCUACUGCAGCUCCAGGAUAUCGCUCUUGUUUAAAUCACAGGACGAGCUUGCUGAGUCUGAGACUGAAGGCAGGAGAGGGAAGGAGGUUAGUGGCGAGAUUGGGGCUCGAAGCCAGCACUCCUGGGGUACCUGGUGACACUUUGCUUUUCUCUGCUGCUGGGGUUGGGGCUAUAAAAGGGGUCUUUAGCCUUCCUGCCUUUUCUGCAUCUGCUUUGGUGAAGGCCCCUGAGAUUCAGCCGUUUGGGGGCCUCAGAUGUAAGUUGGAGGUGUCCCCUCACUGCUGGGCCGUCCCUAGAAGUCAGGUCCCCUCUGCUUGGAUUUGAUAACAGAGUCUCUACUUGGAGACUAGGACUUCUGGAAUUUCAGAUGUAGAGGAACUGUUGGGAUGCAGCUCAUUGCAUGGUGUGUGUGUGUGUGUGCGUGCCUGCUUGUGCACCGGGGACAAUGAGUGGAUAUGUGGACUGAACAGGGGAACACGUUGGUCUGACCCUCUCAUAGUCACACUUGGGACCCACUACAUAAUUGGUGGGCUCAGUGCAAAAUUAAAAGGUGAGGCCCCUUGUUCAAAAUUAUUAAGAAUUUUGAGGUGAUGACAGCAGAGAAUUCAACCAAGAGCAGAUCCUUCUAAGCACAGGGUCCUGUGUGACUGCAAAGGUCACACGCCCGUGAAGCCGGCCCUGGUCACGUAUUUUCAGUUGGUUUUUGAAGCAGGUGGGGCUUCAUCUUUCGCUUCUUUGUGGAGUUUCCCUGGCAGAUUACGGAGAGGGGGGCUGAUACACUUUUCAAAAUGUCUGCUUUUAUUUCAUAAAAGCACAGGUGGUCUGGACCAAUCAGAGGGUAGGGGACCCAAGCCACUAGCUGGCAGAUAUGCCUGCUAUCCCGGCUCCCAGUCCAGGGCAUGCUAUAGAUGCCAAGAGGCUUUACCAUUUAACCCACUGAUUUGACAUAAAACCCUUCCUUUUGGUCAUUAGUCAUUCCCUAGGGACUUUUCUCCUCUGCUGAUAGGACAGAGAGGCUUUUCCAGCCUCUGCCUUCCAAGUGAGCAUCCGGUAAUAAUUAUAAGAAGCAGGGAGCUGGGGGUGGGGUGUGUGCUCAGUGCAUGUUCCCCUGGGGCUGGGUGCUGUUCCUCAGAGGGAGGGCGUCCGGCCCGCUGCCUCCCUGCCGGGCCUGGGCCCUUGGUCUACAGGUGUCUGGAGGGUGCUUGCUUCUGAGAGGCAGUGGCUUCCCAGCUGGGCUCUCCCCAUAGGAUGGCCUGUGAGUAGGGUGAUGUGAGGAGAGAGGAGGGGACCCCCUGUGUGAGUAGCCUCCAGCUCUAGACACCACGGGCCCGGGAGGCUGAUGACCACGGAGCUGCUCCUGCCGUGUGCUUGUUACUUCCUUUCACUAGUGUUUUCUAGCGCUCGACCCGACGCACCAAAACCUUUGUGGUUCUGCUUGGUCUUUGCAAGCCAAUUUCACUUCCGUACCCACAGAGCAAUAAUCCCAUCUACGUUUCUCGGUUCUGUCUGGGAUUCUAAAGUUUGCUAAGUAAAAAUACUGACAGAAAGUUGAACAGAAAUUGUAAAUUCAUCUUGCAUGGGUUUGACUGUGUCACUUUGAAAGAAAUAGCAAAUUAUAGCUUCGUCUCUACGUGUAAUGCAAUUGUCCAAACUACUGGAAGUCCAGAAAGGGUUUGCUAGAGGCAUUUAAUUAAUAUUGUGUCAGCAUUAGUUGUCAUGAAUGAACAUUUUGUUGUACAUUUUACAGAUUAACAUCCUUCAAAUGUCACCUGCUAAAUAUUCACUGUCAGAAAGUAGAUAUUCUAGCAAGAUCUUUGGUAAUGAUAUUUAUUUCAACACAUGCAUUUAAAACAUACAUUGCCAAUAGCCCAAGUGUCUUUGAACUAUAAAACCAACUUCAGAUCUUGUCUGCUGAAGCCCAGCUAGCUGAGGUCUGUACCCCCACGGACCCCUUCUUUCCACCCCUUCAUAGCCCUUCCUGGACAGAGAAGUUGGCAGUCAUACAAUUCAUGUCGCAUUGCCUUAGCUACGUCACGUCACCUUGUAUCCUCACAUCUGUAAGUGGUCAACAUGUGUGUAAAUACGUGUAUACAGUGGAGAAUCUGCAACAAAAAUGUCCUGUGUAUGAUAAUCAGUUCUCAGCUACCGGUUUUCUGCAUUUUAUACAGUUUCCAGCUAAGAAAAAGGCAGAAUUCCACUGCCUAAAGUGAAAAAGUUAUGCUCUUUAAAUGGCUUGUCCAGAAAUCCCUGCUGUAUGUUUAUGGGGCUGUCCCUGACUAGAUGUACACAUGGUAUGGCAGAGGCCAUGCUGGUGAAUGUUACAUAAACUAACAGAGAUUCUGUAGUCAUAAAUAUUUAACUUGUUAUUGUAAAAUGUGAUUUGUCAUCGAGAGAUUAUUUUUUCUGUAUGUAUAUGAGAGUAUUUUAGGAAUCUAAGUGCAUAAAACUAUAGAAAAAAAAAAUUAAAAACCUGUUCCAGGAGUAGAAAACUUAAUCAGAUUACUUGGGUUCAACCCAACUAAAUUUCUUUUAUUAAAAAGAAAAUCCGAGUUGCAUAUGUUAGAAAUUCAAAGAAAUCAUUUUGGGGCGGGGGCAGGGAGCGUGAUGGAUUUGAAUGGAAUGGGUGGCGGUGAGAUAAAGUGAUGUAUCCUUCCGCCGAGACCUCAGAUGAGGCCUUGGUGUUUCAUUAAACAGGUAACAUAUUCUGGAGGGUGUUGUGUCAGGAAGGAUGAGAGGAUUGACAGCCUGCUUCCGUCAGGUCCGUGUGAUGUGUCCCAGAAGUUUCCAUGAGUUUUGGCAAAUUGGUCAGGAAUCUGGGGCGGACCCAACCGUCCUUCUAGAGAGGUCCGAAUGUGGGCAGGUGGCCACCUCUGACUUCCUGGUCACCCUCUGCAGUUCUCUUUCAGGAUGGAUUCAGCAUAUCCCAUUGGCGUUUGCAUUUUCCAUGCAAUUUCCUGGGGCAUUUCACCGUCUUUGUCUGUUUCACAGCUGGGCGGCUUGAAGGGUGAUGUUUGGGGUUUCUGGGUUAAGCUGUUUCUGGCUCACAAAACAGGCAGCACAGAGCAGCCUCCUAGGUGCCUGUGUCCCCGGCGGAGAUGCCAGAGGCAAGAGACACCUUUUCCCUUCCCCAGGGAAGGUUCAGAGGUCCAGGCUGCUUCUGGGGCAAGACUUUCUAUACUUGCCACCAGAAAUGUCCCCGCAGGCCACCUAGGGAGGGAUGGAAUGCAAAAUCCCAUGAAAGUCAAGGUCUAAACCUCUGAGAGAUGCAUUCAGAAGUCAUUUCAGGAGGUGGCAGCCCCGCGAGGCCAGCCUCCUCUAACAGGCUGGGAACGAGGCGUCACUGAAAAUAGCCACUUCCCGGGGAGCCAGGGCAUUGCGCAGAGGUCACUGUUUGUGAAAAGUUGAAGGUCGUGGCUUGAAAGGACAUAUGGGGAAUGUGUGCGUUAGGUUUUCAACAUUUCUUUCAACAAGCAGUAUGCUUCCUAAUGCUGGCGACCAACAGUCAAAGUCCCUUUUCACUAGGCCUGAAACUGGCAGAUGCUGGGGUCCAAGUGACUUUCUGGACUUCAGGGGUGUGGGGAGCUGUGAUUUCUGGAAGCUUCCUGGAAUCUACUGUCAGACAAGCAAUCUGCAAAUUACCUUGAGGAACUGUCUGUGUGGGUGUCACUGACUUUAUUCCCAAAUAUGGAGCUGUUCAGAGAUCUCCUUGUUUGAGGUGGCCUGGGAAGGCUGUCUCAGGCCCCCAGCAGCCCACGCGGUCUGGGCCACCCGCUCAGGAUGGGUCCUGACCCUUCUUCCUCAGCACCAUGCCCUUGUGGCUGCGGUGGCAGUGGGGCUGUGAGUGGGAAUGAGCCAGCCAGUCAGCUGUCCCCUGGGCCUAGUUGUCUGGGGACAAGAAAAGCCAGAGACCACGGGGUCCUGCCCAGCAGAGCUCACAGCCACUCCAGUUAGCCUUCGCCUGUUUGGAAAAGAAUGUAUCAAUCCUAAUGAGGCCCUUGUGUUUCCUGUGACAAAUGAGUCGCAGUGCUGGUGGCAUGUUGCUCCUCUCACAGCCCCGCCCAGGGGUAGGACUAAGCCACACUCGUUGGGUGUCCUGCUGACUGUAAUAUACUUCUGUUGCCAAAUACUGGUACUGUUUAAUUUCCCAUCAAAGGGAGACUAUAUUGUCUGAUAUGUAAAGUCCAUGGAGUUCUAAAAAUUACUAGACACUAUUAUAAAUUGUAGAAUUAUGUAUUUGUCUAAGGUUUGAUGAAGCAGGGCCAAAACAUUAGGUUUCAGUUAUUGUUUAAAAGAAGCUGAGGCUAGUUUUGCUGUUGGAGAGUUCCUUUGGCACCUUAUUAUGUAUGAAAUGUUAAAUUUUACAGAUUAAGAUUAUGAUAACUGAGGGUUUUUUUUCUUUUUCUUUAAACCAGUAGCAACAUCAGUUUCAGACUGCUAUUCCUAUGUAUCUUGAAUCUAAAAAGAACAAUCUCUUCCAAACAACUCAUCGGUCACUUUGACCUGUACGGUUUCAAUUCACAUAGUUCGUCAAUAAAAGGAGAAAAACCCAACCCUGUUACAGUGGAUUAUUUUGGCUUUUUUCUGCCCCACCUCCUUUCUGAGCAGACAGGAGACUGGUAACGGUGCAAAUGGCAUCUCUUGCUGUGUUUUCUUCUCCACAGACAGGGCUGUAGCAGUGAAAAGAAAUUUGUGCAAAAGUAAAUGUAAAAAAACCAAGCCAACAACCCUUUCAACUCCCCCACGCCUUCUUCAGACACGAACAUUAGCACCAAGUAGAAAUGGAUUUCCUGUACCGCGUACUUGUGAGAACUGGAGAAGCUGUGUAGCACGGGGAAUGUCAGGGGUGGUGAGCGAGACGCAAAUGCAACACUGUCUUACAGUGACAUUCAGAAGGAUUCCCCAGGCUCUCUGCAAAGAAGUUUCCAACACAAAUAACUCCGUGUUCAGAACCUUGACGUAACUCUGGGCACCAUUAGCAAAGCAACAUGGAAUUUUACUGUUACCUGAAUCUCCAUGGAUAACCUUUAGCAUUUUCUUCUGUUCUGGUUUUAAGGUGAUUCCUCCUUAUUUCAUCACUGAUUUGUCUGCAUAUGAUCAAACCCCUUAAAUUCGAUGAUUGACUGGGACACUGGUGGAAUUGUCUUAGCACCUUAAAAAUACUGACCCUAAAGUGGCCUAUCUUUGCCUUUUUUAAAUCAGUAGGCCCCAUUUUUGAUAAACAUAAAAAAUCUUAUGCCCUUUUCUUGGUUGUUAUUUGAACUUUUAAAAAUAAAGUAAAUGUCAUUAA